Molecule: messenger RNA, 13440 nt
Organism: Manis javanica (Malayan pangolin)
Lineage: Eukaryota; Metazoa; Chordata; Mammalia; Pholidota; Manidae
Gene: KCNK9
Product: potassium two pore domain channel subfamily K member 9
Biological process (GO): stabilization of membrane potential; potassium ion transmembrane transport
Cellular component (GO): plasma membrane
Molecular function (GO): potassium ion leak channel activity; outward rectifier potassium channel activity
Source: RefSeq, a predicted model, not a curated record
GCGGAGGCGGCGGCGGCGGCCGCCGGGCGCUGCAGUGGGACGCGCGCGGCUGCGAGCCUGCGGGACAUGCCCCCCGCGCCGGCUCCUUGCUGGCGGCCAUGAAGAGGCAGAACGUGCGGACCCUGUCCCUCAUCGUCUGCACCUUCACCUACCUGCUGGUGGGCGCCGCCGUCUUCGACGCCCUCGAGUCGGACCACGAGAUGCGCGAGGAGGAGAAACUCAAAGCCGAGGAGAUCCGGAUCAAGGGCAAGUACAACAUGAGCGGCGAGGACUACCGGCAGCUGGAGCUGGUGAUCCUGCAGUCGGAGCCGCACCGCGCCGGCGUCCAGUGGAAAUUUGCCGGCUCCUUCUACUUUGCCAUCACGGUCAUCACCACCAUAGGUUAUGGGCACGCUGCCCCCGGCACCGACGCGGGCAAGGCCUUCUGCAUGUUCUACGCGGUGCUGGGCAUCCCGCUGACGCUGGUCAUGUUCCAGAGCCUGGGAGAGCGGAUGAACACCUUCGUGCGCUACCUCCUGAAGCGCAUCAAGAAGUGCUGCGGCAUGCGCAGCACGGAGGUGUCCAUGGAGAACAUGGUGACCGUGGGCUUCUUCUCCUGCAUGGGGACGCUGUGCAUCGGGGCGGCCGCCUUCUCCCAGUGCGAGGAGUGGAGCUUCUUCCACGCCUACUACUACUGCUUCAUCACGCUGACCACCAUCGGGUUCGGGGACUACGUGGCCCUGCAGACCAAGGGCGCCCUGCAGCGGAAGCCGCUCUACGUGGCCUUCAGCUUCAUGUACAUCCUGGUGGGCCUCACGGUCAUCGGGGCCUUCCUCAACCUGGUGGUGCUCAGGUUCCUGACCAUGAACAGCGAGGACGAGCGGCGGGACGCCGAGGAGAGGGCGUCCCUGGCCGGGGCCCGGGGCAGCACGGGCGUCCACGUCCCCGGGGAGGCGCGGCGGGGCCGGCCGCGGCUCGGGGCCGACGCGGCCGACCUCCAGUCCGUCUGCUCCUGCGCCUGCUACCGCCCGCGGGGCCACGCCGGCCGCCCGGGGGCGCCCCGGAACUCGCUCGGCCCCAAGCUGGCGCCCCAGGACCUCCCCCGCCCCGCGUACAGGAUCGAGGAGAUCUCCCCGAGCUCGCUGCGCAACAGCCUGUUCCCGUCGCCCAUCAGCUCCGUGUCCCCGGGGCUGCACAGCCUCUCCGACAGCCGCGGGCUGAUGAGGCGGCGCAGGUCCGUCUAGGGGGCGCGGGGGACACGCGGACGGACAGGCGCCGGCGUGUGCGGCGUUAAGUUCCACUGGCCCAACGCGACUUCUCUUCCUUAUUUAUUUCCGGUUAGCGUCCUUUAUUAUUAUCGUUGUCAUCGUCGUUAUUUUCUCUCCUGCCUUCAUUUCUCCCCCGCCUUCCCAGCGAGACAGAGCAGGCCCGGGGCGCGGGGAAGGCGCGCCCUCCUCCGACCCCCGCAUCCGAGCAUGAAGCAUGGAUCCCCCCCUCCUUCCCAGCGAAGGAUGCCUUACAUUUCCCCCCAGCCUGCCCCGGCUCCGGGCGGCUUUCCAGGACAGGUAUGAGACGGAGCUGAGCGGAUCCCCAACCCAGCUGCACCCCAGGCCGAGAGCCUCCAGCGCUGCCCACGGUGUGUCUCCGAGCUGACCCUCCCUCACCUCCCCAAGCAGCGGGUGGCUGUAUGUGUGUACUGUGCGUUGCUUGAGUGUGUGUGAAUGAACACACACACCGGUGUGCUUCUGUGUGUGCCAUGUGACCAAUGGGAAAUAUCAGGUAUUCGUUUUUCUUUUCCAUCACACACUUUUGUUAAUAACCUGCUUUCGGCUGCUUCCAAACAAAACGGGAAAACAAAACCCACGAGGUGUUUGAUUUACCAUCUUGCCAAGUCGAGCAUGUUCCAUAAGCAGUCUUUAUCCCAGGUGUGUCAUGCCCAUAUUUUAAAAAUGCUAGGUUCUAAAUUAUAUUAACUUCUUUUUAGGGGGUGGGUGGGCAAGAAGACGUGGAUCAUUCUAGCUUGCCAGUUCAAAAAUUUUUAAAAAGCAUGCACUUUGUUAAACUGGUAUGCAUUAUCAACACAAGAAAACAAAACUAGCAAUGGAAUAAUCAAAAGCCAAUGAUAAUAUUAAUUUAUUAAAGACACUUUAAUUUUAUCAUCUCCAGUUCCAACAAUUUACCAUGCAACUGGAAGUGUCAGAGGAAACUGGAAAAUUGUUGGAACCGUGGAGUUCCUAUUAUUUUUAUUAUUUCCCUCUUAUUUAUGUGAUGAAGGUGAUGGUGAUGGUGACCUGGACAACAUCUACCUACAUGAAUAAGAAUUCGGUUCAGAUACUUGGAUGAGGAUGGGUAUUAGGUUAAUGUGGUUUCUUUUCCUAAUAAAAAAAUGACAGGGCAUUCCUUGUUUAAAAAAAAAAAUAAUAUAUAUAUAUAUGGAUUUCAAGAAAUAUUGUCUCUAAUUGCAUUUGAUUUGUAAAUAAGGGAAAGUUCAUGUUGGUCUCAGGAAGUGUUCGGAGGCAAGGAGCUGUGUCUUGGCCUGCUGGGAACUUGUAGAUCUCAGGGGACGAUUUUUCUGAGUAGUGGGGAAAUUCCCGCCCACUUUCAACAGGAGGCGGCCUGCUGACCCCCUGGGGAGCAGGUAGGCUAUAGAAUAUGGCACAUGGGGGGCCCUUUCAGUGACAGGAAUGAAGGAAAGUCUGCCCUCUAGAUUCACCGAGCGGACUUUCAUUCCUCUUGUCACCAUUCCUGCCUUUUCUGAAAAUCACCCGCCCUCCCACUCCUUUUUGAUAAACUGGAAGCUCAGGCUCUUCAACAGAAAUGGGUUUUUAGUGCUACUGCUCAGAGAAGCAGUGGGAGCCCCAGGGGCUCAGAAUAGAGGGUCUGCCCCUUAGAAAGAAUAGAUGCACAAGGAUUCUAAAGGAGAUGGCACCAAAUGCCGCCAGUGCCUAAUGUGGGCCAUGAGGCUGAAACACAGCCCCUGAGACUCCUCUGAAGGGGCCAGCACUUUAAUGCUGCAUCUCAUGUUGGAAAUGGCCUUCAUCCAGGACACAGGGUCUGUGACUCUCUUGGCCAAAGUGGACAAUUAUCAGUCUUCAAGGUUUGUAUUGAUUCCCUGGUUUUUAAGAUUCAAAGAAAAAUUUUUUAGUGCUGUAAAACUGUCCAGAGAAUAGAAGCAAUUACCCUUUUAAAAUGUUUUUCUUUUGAAAGAGACUGUUGGCUAUAGGGGGUAGUAGGUACAAAAAACCCAGGCAUAUUUCAGAGUACUUUUUGCCUUGGAGGAGGCUGCCAGGGGUAAGUUUAGGGUUUCUCAGAAAAACCUCGGUAAGCUUUGGCCUCAAAUGGGGGCUGUGGUCACCUAUGACUUAUAAAGGAACCCGAGGCAUUGAGAGGAUGAGUGAUUUGUUCAAUGUUGACAUGCCUGAGACAGAAGCAUCUGAGAAGUGGAUUCCCCCACGCCAUGGCACCCUAACUCAGCCCUCGGGGGAGGGAGCCUGCCCCUGCUUCUCCACAGGGAAAGGCGCCAGGAACAUGGCUGGACCCUUCGCUCAGGGCUGCUCCCUCCCUGCAAUGCCUGUGUAAUAUGGUCAUGAAGUGGCCUGCUUCACUUGAAUGCCUUCAGAGGCAGGGGGCUCCUCUCUUCCCAGGGGAAUUUAGGAAACAUUCUGAGUUCUAUAUUUCCACAGUGGUGACUCUCUUUAAAGGGUCAAGGAUGCAGGAUGAAGUCUCUUCUGGUCAUGUGAUGACCACCAACCUAAGUAUCCGAGCGAUGCGGAGUCUGUCUUGGUUCUGGGUCCCUAGUUCUCCUGCCCUUGGCUGCUGGCCGGGCCCUGUGGACGGCAGUCACCCAGCCCCCCCACCGACUUUCUCCUUCUGUUGUCCUGGCUGCGUCGCCUUUGCGGUGGCCCCCUCCUCCAGAGGUGACGUGAAACAUCCUUAUGCUCUGAGCGUUCACGGGGCUUGCUUCCCUCAUGCUGUCCAUCUUUUUCUUGACAGUCUGACCCUUUGCCACCAUGGUCUCUGGCCAAGGAGUCCUCCGGGCACACCCCUGAGGUGCUCUCGUGGGACCACCGAGUCAGGGUCUCUAGGGUGCUUCUCUGAUAAAACGGGCCUGGCCCUCUCCACCCGGAGCUCAGCCACUGACAGACACCUGCUCACUCACACUUGGUGGCCUCAGAAGCCAGGAGGAAGCUUAGUCUGAGCUACCCACCUACAUGCCCCCAGUUUCAGAGGAAGAAACUGGGGAAAGGGUGAUCCGUAACUGAGGCCGCACAGCCAGCAUCAGGUCUCCCCGCCUGUCUCUCCUUUUGCUGUGUCCUGGCUGCUCGUUACUUCCGCCCUCGGCAGGUCCUGACUUGUUGGACUUCCUGGCAUCUCAGGCCCAGGUUCCUUCCUCCCUCCUGCACCUGGGGAUUUCUUCCUUUCAGCCCAGCUUUCUCACACCGUCUCCCAGUCGGCCAUGCUGUUCGUGGUUGGGGGGAAGGACGCAUGCCAGCCCAUCUGCGUACAGGUUUCAGCCUCAUGAGAAUGAGCUGAGAAGGGGCUGUGGUCCACCAGGACCGCAGGAGGCCGGCCGCCACCCACCAGCGAGGGCUCUAGAAACCAGCACACCUUGUAGGUGCUUAAAGAGAGUUCAGAUUCCGGCUUGAGUGUUUGCCAGCUAAGACAGGAGGAAGGUGGGCAGUGCCCCUGUGUUCAGUUCUAUCUAGAGAUCACCUGACUGUAAUCUUCAUCACACCUGUCCUGGGUGGGAACCACUGGACUGGCAGGCUUCUUGAUAAGGAGUAAAUCAACGCACUGCAUUUUGAAAUAUCUGGUCAGCCCUGGAGCUUGGACUGGACCUCUUCUUUCCGUCCAUACCGCUCUGUCCUGCAACCCAGGCAUCAGCCUUUCAGGCGCCAUGGGCUGCCUGCUGCCCUCUCUGAAGCUCCUGUGUGCCCCUGCUGCGCAUCGCUGACUGGGAGGAGGGUGCCAGCCCUCAGGCAUGAUCUCAGCAGACCAUUUGCAGCCCAGGAGUCCCCACCGGGUCCCUAAUUCUUCAUGGAGGAGAAGCAAAUGGACACAGACUGGAGCCUGGGGAGCUCUUCUUUGCAGAUGCCCGUUAAAACCCCUUACCCUAUCCAAGAAAAGAGGGGAGAUGGCUUAAUCUUGUUUUCUGCACAUGGGGUCUUGAUUGGGAGAAUCUGGACCAUAACCCAGAAACCCACAGAUAAGCCUAGGUGGUCAUUUUUUUUGCUGCAUCCAGAUCUGAGAGCCCUGGGGGUCCUUAUUCCUGGUGAUAAUCGCUAGUGGCCGGAAGCUGGAGAGACAAAUGGAUUAGAGGCAUUCCUUGUCUGUGUGCAUUGAUGUGGGGAGGGAGGUGGAGAGCAAAAAAUGACCAAAGAAAGAAAAUUACCGGGUGGAUUAUCACCCUGUUCUUCAUGCAAUCUUCUUCUUAAAUAGUAAAUCUGAUCAUGACACCUUUUCAGGCCGUCUGCAGAGGACUGAGGUCCGGGGCCUGUGCGGGGGUAUUUCCGCUCUCGCAUGAUGUGGAAUGCUCUAGUGAGCUGUGGCUUCGCUCACAAAGGGGUGGCCUGGGCCCUGCCACAUGCAGACCUGCCGCCCGGGCGCCGUGGUCUAUGUGCGGCCUCGGGAACACCCCAGACACGGAGGGGUCAGCAGCAUAGGGACGGACCCACGCCUCCUGGCUUCACCAGACUCCUGGCUUCACCUCCCAGGGCCUCACUAGCCUCUGUGGCCCCCUCACCAACAGAAUGGGACAGUUUGGGCGGAUGCAGGAGCAUUCAGCACGAAAUGAAUGUGACCCAGGAAGACAUGUGGCCUGGGGGUCCUGGUCACUGGGCACAUCUGAAGGUUGAACUUCCCAAACAACAGCAACAGAAAAUUCAUUUUGUUUGGCAGGGUGCUGGGAGCUGGAGAGAUGCAGGGGAGCCCAGAGCAGCCCAGGAACACCGGUCUUCAGGCAAACUGGGGCCCCAAAGUUCUCAGACCCCCAGAAGCCCUGGGCAGGAAUCAUUUUAUGUGGUUUUUUCUCAACCACACCUGGGUAGAGGCAGCUGUGUCAGGGGGGCAAAAUCUACAUGAUUCCCCACCACCAGUUUCCUGUUUUGAAAAUUCCAGACUUACAGAAAGUUGAGAGAACAGUACCAAGACCUUCCGCCCACCUGUCCCCCCACCCCUUCUUCAGCACUUUGCCGUAUUUACUUAAUCCCCCACAUUCACACUCAGGUAUUUGGAGGGGGCAGUGAUGUCUGCAGCCUUUAGGUGGUUCAGCCAAAGAAAAGCUAAUCUCCUAGAACAAGAGCAUUUUCCUAGAUAACAGUGCCAUCAUCACUCUUAAGAAAUUUAGCAUUCAUACAAUAAUGUUAUCUAGAACAUAACCUGUGUUUUUAUUCUCCCAGUUGUCCCAAAAAUGUCCUCCAAAGCUUCUUUUGUGACUGAGAGACACUAUAAGAGUUCAGCCUGGUUGCCCCAGGCUCCCCCAGUCUGGGACAUCCUUCCUCUCCAUUUUUGUCUUUCACGAUGCUGCCAUUUUGAAGAGUUCAGGCCAGUUGUCCUGUGCGACGCCAUCCAACCUGCUGCUGUCCACUGGUUUUCUUGGUAAAGGAAUUUUCGGCAAGAAAACAACCUUGGUGAUGCUGUGUAGCCAUGACCAACACAUUUGAUAUGUCUGGCUCCCUGGAGACCCCUGUGAUGAUCUCUUUCAUUAUAGAUAAACAAGUCAUGUUAAAUGUUGUUCACUGUUGGAGAAACUAAUGGAAGCUUCAGGAGAGGUGUCUGUGGGUCCCCGGAUGCUGGGUCUCAUUGCCAAAGCUGAACAAGGCUUUGCUAUUUCUGACAUCUCCCAUGGAGCUCUCUUCUGUGCUGAGCGGACAUCAGCAUGUUUCCCCUCAACCCCUGUGGGGCUGACCCAGCUAUAAAUGGCCAUAAAGCACAGAGAUAUGCUUGCAUUGUCAUAAAGCUGGCUAGCAGGUGUAACCCAGGAGGGCUGUUGUAAGGGUCCUGUAAGCCACUUGGGGUACUUUUGCAUCCAGUAGCUUCUCAAUGAGUGGUAAAGAUUGCCAAGCCCUUCCUAGCAUUAAUAAUCAUAAAAAUGUAAUUUGUUGUUAUGGAAGUAGGCUUGGCCAUCAGGGGCUGUAAUUCAUUAUCACUGUCUUUGAAACAUUAUUUAUGCUGGCAGGUUCCAUUGUGGCACAUUGAAGCGCAUCCACGUGAUGGACAUGGUCACCCCACCACCGGGUAUUCACGGCGCUCGCCUGGCAGGGUUGAGUGUACCAGGUCCAGUGAAGCCAUGAGUGGUCCACAGCUGGGCAUCCCCCUCAAAGCAGGUGUUUGGCAUGUCAUCAGACAUCAGGAGCGUGCUGGGACAGCUCACCCUGCAGUGGGUGGGCUCUGUAGUGGGAGCGUCACCAGGAACCAGCACUGUUCCUCGUGGAGUACUUCUAGUGGAGGCUGAGCGGCAUGGGGACGCGUGCAGUAUGUGACAGGAACCUCCAGCCUUGGCUGUGCACCUGCCCGGCACUGCCUCAGGCACCCUGAGCCUCUUCUCGCCUCCCUGGAGCAGCAGAGGAGCUGCUCAGAUCCUGGCCCCUCACAGGCCUGAGGCCGGCUUCUGCCACUCACAGGUGGGUGGUGGUCUGCUUCCGGAGCCUUGGUUCCCACCUUUAAGUUAGAGAUUAUAAAUGAACCCUAUUGCACAGAAUGGCUGUGGGAACUGCCCAUGGUGACAUUCACUGGCACCCACACUGUGCUGAGCCCCGCGUGAGCGUGCUUGUACAUGUUUGCAUUCUCAUAAAGGCCGGUCUGCAUCUCUCACCAGGUUACUCCGCGGGUAUUUCAUUUGAAAUCAAAUUAUGAAAAGGAACUGACUGAGUCUGGUGGGGGGACUCAGAUGGUGCCUCAUGGAGGAAGUGGCUCUUGGUGACCUUUGAGGAGAGCCUUGAAAGGGCCAGUGGGCACUGCUCUAGGCAGAGGCAUGGUGUGGGCAAAGGCGCAGACUUGGUCCAGCCAUCAGUGGGAUCCUGCCGGAGCCACACCCAGCCGACGGGGCAGUAUGAUUGUCAAGGCUCUUCAUGAGCUGGUCACACCCUAAGUCACUCAGGCCAGGCUUGUGCUCAAGAACCUUCCAUGGCUCCCCAGUGCUCAUGCAGUGCGUUUAUUCAAAGUCUUUUGCUCUGACAACCACAGCCGGAGUCUUGGGCCUCCGUGGAGGAGCUGUCCACCCGAAUGUCCUGGGCUGCCUCUCCCAACAAACUACAGAUAGAUCCUGGAGUCUCUCCAAACUUGAAUUCUCAGAGUCCUGCUGUUCAGGCGGAGUUCACUGGUGUUGUUUUGUCCAUCUCUGGACAUUAGCUUUAAUUUGCAUGUGGGAAUAUUUCUGGAUAAGAUCUAUUUGGUCUUUCACUUAUGUCUCCUGGGGACUUGUCCUCAUUCUGUCUCCUCUCACCUUACCGAAGACGGGCAAGCGACUAGCUGCAGGAAAAUGCCGCCGGACUCUCAGCUCACUUGGUGUGAAGAAUGUGCUGUUUCCUCAGUGACUCUGAGAACAACGGCUUUUGUGACCAGGGCCUCAGUGACCGUGGCUAAGGCCCCCGGAGUCUGAGAUGCCCCUGUGGGCACCCGCUCUUGCUCUGCCUCUCUCUGCCCUGGAGCCGCUGCCUCCUGUGGGCCUGUGCUGAGGGAAGUGUCCUUUGAGCAACGGCAUCAGCAGAAGAGCCAGAGGCGCAUGCUGUCGUGGUGAGUGCGGGGGGUCAGGGGUGCAGGUCAGCUGUCUGCUCCUCAGGCCCGUCUUCCAGCCUGGGUGUCUGAGGGGUGCGCCAGUGCUUCCAGCCAGGGCCAAGGAGUGGCAUCUCCACGCAUGGAGCUCCCUCCGUGUGUUGCAAUGUGGACUUCGAUUUUGGGAUGAGGCCUCUGGGUGCUGGAGGCUGAGGGGGCCAGUGGCUGGGUGGAAAGAAAUCUAGCUUAGAUGUGGGGUGAACCAGGACUCAAGCCCUGCCCUUUGCUGUGUGACCCGGAGCAAGUCCCUUCACUUCUCUGCAUCUGAGUUUCUUCUUUCCAGAAUAAAGGGUUUGGCCAAAGUCGCAGGUUCGCAAGGUCCCCUUCACUCCCCUCCUCCCACAUAUGCCCGGUUCUCUCUGCCCUCGGCCCGCAGUCUGGGGAAGACUGGCUCGGCUGCUGUCAACCAGCACAUGGAAGUAUUUACCCAGAUACCUUCUGUGGCAGGUGACUCUCCCAGUUAGACUCCUGGUUAAUUAAGGAUCCAUAAUUAACCAGUAGCUCCGUGUGGUGAAUCUCUGCUUAGUCCCCUUGAUAGGCACCCUUCACCCUGACCGCAGGAAGUGCCCUGUUCUAAGGAGGGAAGCCUGAGCCCCUCGGAGUCAUGGACUGCCCACAGCUCCAGCAGUCACACUCACUCGUGAGAAGAGGGUCUUGGCUCCCCAGGAUCUGCCUGUCUGCCUUCCACUUGAACCUGAACCCCCUUUCUGUGAGCCGUCUACUGCCACUCCUCCCCGCCGCAUCCUCUGCUUGUCCUAUUUCAGGUGUCUCUCUGCUUCCGGGAGAGAUCUGUUCUCUACCAACAGGAGCCACUGGUCCUGCAGGGAUCUUGUGCCAGGCCCGUCCGACUCAGGCCCACAGUCUGCUCUGCAGGGCCAGGCCACCAUGGCACCCGCAGACGUGCACAUGUGCAACGCUGUGCACAGAUGUCACUUCCCUGUGUCCACCCACAGUUCACGCUGGGUGAGGGCAGGCCAGAGCACGCCACCUGGCAGGUGGGGCCACGAGGCUCAGAGAUAUUGUGGCCAUGGGACCCCAGCAUCCUGAUGGCAUGUUUCUGGCCCUUUCUCCCCAGGCUCUGUGCUCAGGUUCAUGGGGAGCACCGGGUCCCUCUGCCUGCCUUCAGGGAAGGACCCAGGGGACUGCCUUGGGAGAAGGCAGUCACCUCCUGGGGAAUCCAGGGGGUCAUCAUGCCAGGGGAGGGAGUGGCUCCUCUGGGCAGGCAUUGGAGGGGAGAAUGUUUCAGGCCUGCAGGGAGAGUAUUUGCUGGGUCUGCCAGUUCCUUCACCUGGCUCAGAAGCCCAGCUCUUUGCAGACCCCUAGGAAUAGAGAGGAGGGCCACGCUCAGACCGGGCCUCUGGCGGCUGUUAGUAGCCUCACAGACCUUGGUCCUACCGCGUCUCGCCCUCGUAGCAAUGGGCCUCCGAACGCAGACCCAGACAGUGGGGUGAGUUCUCCGGCUGCAGGCUGAGCUAGCAGGGUGCAGCUGGAGGCAGAACGCGGCUGCAGGGUGUAGGCCCCCCAGGAAGACCACAGGGUCCCUCGUGUGGGACAAAGGGCCUGGCGGGGGGUGAGAGGGCUUCCACGGAGCCCCUCCAGUAGCAUACAGUCACUGGGCAGGUCACCUCCUGGGAGGCAGUGAUGAGAAUGGCUCAGAGGAGGGCCGAGAUGCUCAGACACGACGUCCCAGUGAACACGCCCCGUCUCCAUGCCUUUAUUUUCCCAUCCUCGAAGGAAGGAUUUGGAAGGGUGGGAUUGUUCCCGAAGGAUGGGAAGUGGGAACCUGUCAAGUAGGGGCUGCCUGGGUUCUGUCUGAAACUGUGGGACACAGGUUGGCAGGGACUUGGGGGUGCUGGGGAAGCUGUCCUGUCACCUGUGUGUCCUUGACUGGUGGUCGUCGGUUCCAACGGAGGUAGAGUCAGGGCUGGAGAGAGGAGUGGAGGGCGCGUUCAAGGGGGCGGUGACUUUUUAUUGGGGCAGUUUUAUUCUUCCUUUCUUUGCAUCACUCUCGGCUCCUAACUCUUACCGGGUUACUCCAGGGGCAUUUCACUUGAAAUCAAAUUAUGAAAAGGAAGUGACUGAGUCUGGUGGGGGGACUCAGGUGGCGCCUCAUGGAGGAAGUGGCUCUUGGUGACCUUUGAGGAGAGCCUCGAAAGGGCCAGUGGGUGCUCUCAUCUCCCGGCGAGAGAUGCAGACUGGCCUCUGUGGGCAUGCGAACAUGUGCCAGCCCACCAUCCCUCUUGGCGCCCAACUCUGGCCGCUCCAGAGGUUCCAGUCCAGGUUUUUGGGGACCUCUAGCACCCAAAGAGCAGCUCUGGGUUUGGAGGAGCGAGGUCUUGUGAAGUUCUGCCAUAAGCCUUGACCACUAAAAACAUAGAGCCAAGCUUCGCCUCUGCAGCAACUCGGUGGCCGGUGGUGGAGACCUCGGGGCUUUGUGAGCGCCCGGCCCGGCUUCCUUCCUCCUUGUGAUGUGCGUGCGACCUUGGGCAAGUCACUUCUUGCCCCCUUCUACACAGGAUGAAACAGCCAGGUGAGAAGCAGGUGUCUUCCAGACAGGUGCAGGUGGAUGGAAGGAAUUAUGUCAUUAUGUAUGAGGUUCUCAGUGACAUUUUGGUGGGGGCAGGUUUGGAGGCAUGGCAGAGCUAAGUCCUCCCAACAGAGGGUUCCUAAGCUGAGCCAGCUCCUCUCUCCUGGGCAUGUACAUUGUUCAGGUGCAGCUGUCCUGUAGACCUGCUCACACUGAAGAAUCACGUCUACGCAGACCCUCAGACCCUUUCCUUGUUGAGUUCUGCUGGUGGCCACUGCUCACAGUUCCUAGUGGAUUCGAUGCUUGCCCAUGGUGUGGGUGGGGUGCUUUCCAGCCCCCCAGAGCCCACCAGUCCCCCGGGGAACCCCAUGGAAAGGCUUACUUACCCUUCCUUAGCCUGAGAGGAUGAAGCAGGUACUAGAUGUGAGCUGCAGCAAUGGCGGGCCUGGUAGCCCCACAAGAGCCCCCUCUGUGCAGUACUGCAGGCUGACCGAUCCAUUUAUCCGGUGAUUAUUUACAGAGCAUGCUCAGUGAGGACAGUCAAGGUGCCUGCUUGGCCUCACAGGCCAAAGUUCCCAUGGCUCCCUGCUUCCAAGAUGCACGAGGCCUAGAAGCAGAGUCAGAUGAGCAGGCAUUGGGAUCAGAACGUGCCUUCACAAUCGCUGCGUUUCCUCGAGCUGAAUUUUAGAAGUUGUGUAGAAAAGUAAAAAUCCAAUGAAAGGAAAAACACGAUUAGUGGGAACCCAGUGUAGCAGAACCCACAAUUAACAAGAUUUCUCUAUAAUUGGAUGGCUCCUCAGAGAAGAGCAAACUCCUGAAAAAGGCUAAUUAUAUAUUUGUUUAUUCAGCCCACAAAUAGCAUUUUGACCGUUGCUUUGGGCUGGAAGGGACCUCCAGAGGUCAUCUCAGCCUACCCUCUGCUUUAUCAGAGAUCUGCAUGGAAUAGACAAUGCAUCGGAGUUAGGUGAAACUGUUGGCACUAUUGAGCACAUUUAGACAGGGAAACAGACUAACCCCAAAUGGAAGAUUUGAAGCUAUCCUUUAUAAGUGUUGAUCAGAGAGUUUGCAAUUAAAUAAACAGGAGACACAGGCAAAGACAUUGAAGACAAGCAGUAGCAGAUUUUAAACCACUGGCUUGGUUUACAAGGAGGAAGAAUUUCUGAUGUAGUCCCAGCAGGCCAAGCAAUCGCUGAUGCUCCCGCUAAUAAGUCUAUGAUUUGUAACUUCAGCCAAUUGUGUAUCCUUGUACCUCAAAACAUUAAAAAGAAAAAAGUGUCAUUUGUGACCCCAGACAUAGAAGAAGUUAAGCUUGAGUUAAUUCCAAACUCACACUCACUGAAAUGACUGGCAAAUGACAGGGGUUUCAUUCCGGGGGUGGGGGACACAGAGAUGGGGAUCCUUGUGUAUUCAUUUGGGGUGCGUGUGUGUGCGCUGACUGGGUAUCGUUGGGUCUCUGGAUUUUUGGGGGGCAUUGCUGGGCCUUUUCAUGACUGCCUGGGUUUGGUUCUGGUGAUCCUGCUGUGGGAAGGACCGGUGCCCGGGGAGGGUGAUGGAAAUCGGGACAUUUCCGCCAGAAGCGGGGGCAGCUGGGCCGCAUUCUGGGAGGACGGAAUGGCUUGUCCCGAACCCCUCCCAGGGACCUGCCUUCCCAUGUUGGUGGGCAUUUGGGGUUUGGACAACAGGUUUUCCAGCAGUCAAGGCAUCAGCCCUUGGGUGGGAAGCUGCACCUGAUUGGGCAAAACCAGUGAUCCCAACUGGACCACAGGGAACCAAAUUCAAAGAACCCUACUGUUCCUGUCCGCUCUCCUUUCGUUUCUGCCCUGGCCUUCUCCGCCUGUGGAGAGGCCGUCUUCACAAAUGGCCUUAGAAUGCCGUUCUGAAGUUUAACAGAAUGAGACAACCAUCAAAUGAGUAUCAAAAGUAUUUAUUAUUGAAGCUUAACAGAAGAAAGAAAAAACUGUAUCACCAAUGUUUACAAGUCCAAGCAGACAUCCAGCCCAUGUAAAAUAUGUAAUUUAUGCAAGGAUUGCAUCUUUCUUUUGUAACGAAUGCACUCAGCAGCCCUGUAUAUAUUUUACAAUGUCUUUACAGAAAAAGAAAGAAUCAUUUACUGUAGUGUUGUAAAAUAAUGCACUUUUCUAAUUUUUUCAUUAAAAUCUCUA